AUGACAUGCAUCGCGGCCGACUAUAUAAACCUCUGGGACGAGCUCAAGCCACAGCCGUGCUCGGAGCUCUGGGACCAGGCACGGCAGAAACAGACUGACCGCUGGCCGAACAGUCCGAACAGAAAUUACUAUGUCGACUAUCUGGAUCAACGAGCCAAGGAGCUGGGGAGAGACGUUGCCGAUGUGCGAACGAGUUCCGCGCGUGAGGAUGCGGCGGUCCGCGAUAAGGAGCCCACGACAACGUGGCUCGCCACGGGGAUCUUUGCGCAUGAGUUCUCGUUGUUGAACUCUUAUCCCGAUGGCUCCGUCUACUCCGUGGUAGGUCAGGCUAAUGCUGCUAAGUGGGAGUUACUGAUAUGCUCGAGCGAGGAAAUGAGGCGGCGGGCGCGGGAAGAGAACGGUCUAAGACUGUAUGAAGACUAG
Molecule: messenger RNA, 423 nt
Organism: Colletotrichum spaethianum
Lineage: Eukaryota; Fungi; Ascomycota; Sordariomycetes; Glomerellales; Glomerellaceae
Exons: 1
Coding region: 1-423 (140 amino acids)
Source: RefSeq, a predicted model, not a curated record